This is a messenger RNA of Beta vulgaris subsp. vulgaris (sugar beet), 3301 nucleotides long. RefSeq names its product protein IQ-DOMAIN 17. The coding region runs from base 1584 to 3053 and encodes 489 amino acids. Gene Ontology annotation, molecular function: protein binding. The record is from RefSeq and is a predicted model, not a curated record. Lineage: Eukaryota; Viridiplantae; Streptophyta; Magnoliopsida; Caryophyllales; Amaranthaceae. The transcript has 5 exons.
AAAUGGGGAUGCCUUUGUAGCGAUUUGACGAUUUCUUUCAUUCGGAAAUUAGCUGGCUAUAAAUGGCACAACCUUCUGAUCGGUAAAGGAAAGGUUUUGUUGUUUCCUCUUUAUGUACUAAUGCUGAAAUCUAGUUUGUUGCUUUGGAGCUGAGAGUGGAAGAAAAUACUUGGCUUUGAUUCAUGAGGGAUGUGGGGUUUUAAUGGGAUCCUAAUCAUCAAAUAUAUAUCUCUUUGUUAAAUUGCUUCCAUUAUUGUUGGGCGAAAUCAGAGGGAAAGGUUUUUAUGCUUCUUCAGAAGGGUCCUGCAUCAACCUAAGUACAAGGGUGUUGACUCAACAUCGAUUCUGCCUUUCAAGAAGUUGUGAGUCAAGUUUCGGACUGUUGUAAGAGGAGCACUGUAUGUAUCCAAGCUAUGACGGAGGACCUAAGUGUUGACACUAUGUUAUUAUGAUGCACCAUCAUAUGCUAGCUGCUUAGUUCUUGUUGUGAUGGAACAUGCUGUGCUAAUUAGCUUCACUGAAAUCUUCUAUUGUGUUAAUCAGAUGAAUUGAAAUGAUCAACUUCUCUAGGCGCAAAAAGAAUCAGUUCCCUCGCACUCUAAUCCAAAUAGAAUUCCUAUAUCAUCUAUUUUCCAAACUCAUUGUAGGCUUUAAUGCAGUUGCACAAAACAUUCUGGUGCAAUGUAUGUACGAAUCAUGAUGGUGAUCUCCUCGGCAUAUGCGACUUUGAUUAUGUUGAUAUUAGUGUGUUACUGCCUACCCGCUAAUAUUCUGAACUUCAUUGUUAGAAAAAGAAAUUCAAAGGUCUACUGUGUUCUGAAAUGGUGCUGCUUUUUCCUACUCAGUGUCAUGAAGCCUUUUUUCCCUCUCUUAUUGAUCUUAGGAUGGCCUCGACAUCUUCUGAAUAACUAAACUUGUUUUCGAUCCUGCUAAUAUAGCUAGAAGACUAUCCGCUGUUCUGAAUCGAGUUUCCUCUGACAAUUUAUUAUCAUUCUGCAGAUUUACUCUGGAUCUUUCCCACUAACUAGUUCAAGCUCCUCUUUCUUAUGGUCCUUAUGGAUUAGGUACGUAUGAAGAUUUCAGUUCUCGGGAACAGUAAGGUGGAAGACCCUUGGCAAAAUAAUUUCUCUCAAUGAGCCUGCCGAAUUUUUCUCAGAGUUAGUCCUCAUACUGUUCAACUAGCUGGAAGAAUAGUUCCCAUUACCGACUUAAAUCUCUUAUCCAAGUUAUUGAUCAGGCCGGAAUCGUGGUGAAUGAGGCCCUCCCAAAACCCAGAUCUCCAGACGUGGAGCACUGCUGCACUGGCCCUAAACAGCCUUCAAACUUGAUAUGUGAGAAUCCUACUUCUGUAUCUGUAACCACAUUUGAAUAAUCUCAAACAUGGUGCUUGCUAAUGCUAUAGCAUUACACUCGUUAGUAAUUUGGCUGACACUGGAAGAGCCAGAGGCAAUCUUAUUCUACAGCCUAACAAUAUUAAGAAAGAAAAAAGAAGAUGGCUUUUCAAGAAAGCCAAUAACCAACAAGAAUCAUCAUCUACAACACCAGCUGUGCAGCAGAGCCCACAUGUGAAAGGGAGUAGUCCUAUGAAUGCAGCACCCACAGGAAGUGAUGUGUCUGAGCAGAGACACGCCAUUGCUGUGGCUGUGGCCACAGCUGCUGCCGCCGAAGCCGCUGUCGCUACCGCACAUGCUGCAAUGGAGGCUGCUAGGCUUACUCAUCCAUCACCCACCAAUGUUAAUCCGCCAAGAGAAGAUUGUGCAGCUACUCUCAUUCAGACUGCCUUCAGAGGAUAUUUGGCUAGGAGGGCACUCAGAGCGUUGAAAGGAUUGGUAAAGUUGCAAGCUUUAGUUAGAGGACAUAAUGUAAGAAAACAAGCUAAAAUGACAUUGAAAUGCAUGCAAGCUUUGGUUAGAGUUCAAGCUCGAGUACUUGAUCAACGCAUGAGAUUAUCUCAUGAUGGUAGCAGGAAAUCUACUUUCAGUGACACAAAUAGUAUUGUAGAGUCCCGCUAUCUUCAGGAUAUAGCAGAGAGAAGAUCACUUUCACAUUCGAGAGAGCCAAGCAGCUUAGCAGAUGAUUGGGAUGAAAGGCCACACACCAUUGAAGAAGUUAAAGCAAUGUUGCAGAAUAGGAAAGAUGCUGCUUUAAAGCGAGAAAAGAGCCUUUCCCAUGCCUUCUCUCACCAGAUGUGGAGAAGCGAUAGGAGCUCAGUUGGAGAAGAAGAGUUGGAGGAGAAACCGAGAUGGCUAGAUAGGUGGAUGGCUACUAAACAAUGGGAUUCCAGCAUUGCUCCUUCUCCUUCUAUGAGAGGCAGAGCUUCAACUGAUCAUAGAGACUCAAUAAAAACCGUUGAAAUGGACACUUCUCAGCCUUACUCUUAUUUAGUUCCGAACUUCAGAAGAUCAGUAACAUCAACAACAGCAAAUCAUUAUCAAGCUCAAUACCACAAUCAACGUCCGUCCUCACCUCUUCACAGUAGGGCUCAAUCCCAUUCACAACAUCAACAUCAACAUCCACCAUCCAGUACCCCGUCUCCAUCUCGGGCUCGGCCCAUACAAGUCCGCUCUGCAAGCCCACGGUGUAUUAGAGAAGAAAGGAGCUACAACAGUCAAGUGUGUCAAACACCAAGUUUGAGAUCAAAUUACUUCUAUAAUGGUAACAUCCAACCAAAUCAGAGGGGAGCUGCCACUGCCAAUGCUGCUACCACCAGCAGUGGUGGACCCAAGCCUAAUUACAUGGCAGCCACCGAAUCAGCUAAGGCUCGACUCCGGACUCAAAGCGCUCCAAGGCAACGGCCCUCGACACCCGAGCGAGACCGAGGCGGGCCAGGUGCCGGAGCCGGGGCUAAAAAGAGGUUGUCAUUUCCCAAUCCUGACCCAUAUAGUGGGAUGGGGUAUGGGAGUUAUAAUUUGAGGAGCCCAAGUUUUAAGAGUGUAAAUGUUCAAUUGGGGAUGAUGGAGCAACAGUCAAACUAUUCAUCUUGCUGUACUGAUAGCCUUGGAGGUGAGAUUUCUCCUUCCUCAACCACUGAUCUUAGAAGGUGGUUGAGAUAAUAAUAUGCUGCUAACUUUGCUAGACAAUUAAGAUCAGGGUGGGGGAGUUUUCAUUAAUUUUUCUGAAAUGUGAAUCCAAUGAUUUGAUAUUGGUAGUUGGUUCAUUAAUGUUUAUGUUUGUAGUUUUAUUGGGUGUAUCUUCUCCACCCUGUGGUUUGGUUGAUUUUAUCAUUUAAUUGUGUAUUACCCAUGUAAUCAUAUAAUUUGUGACAUUCUAAAUGUUAUUCUAAUUGAGCAAUUUUGUACUA